AUGGUUCUUGUGCCGUACCUGAAAAAGAUCGCGAGAUGGCUGGCGCCACCGCCCCCAAAGUCGGAAGAUGGGCGCGAUCAAUGGCCCUCUCGCGCGGCCUUUCUUCUAGCAGCGAUGGGUGGUUGCGCAGGACAAGGAAAUCUGUUACGAUACCCGUCGGUCGUGUAUAACAACUAUGGCUUGCAGUGGUUCAUUCCUUACCUGUUAGCGGUGUUCCUUAUCGCCAUCCCCGCCCUCAUCCUCGAAAUCUCGAUCGGUCAGGCCUACCGCGGAGGCAGCGUGAUCGCGUUCAACAAUAUCAACCGACGGCUCAAGGGCGUGGGACUGGGCCCGAUCCUGGUCAGCUUCAUUGUCACACAGUACUUCACUGUCAACCUAGCUUGGAUUAUGAACUAUUUUCGCAAUUCAUUCUACAGUCCCUUGCCAUGGGAAGGUCGAAUUGAAGAGUUUUAUAUGGGAGAUGUCAUUCAUAAUGUUGAUCCCGUGCAAGGGAGCUUGAGUGAAGGCAACAAGGACGUGGUCGCGUUCACCAAAUAUCCCGGGCUUGCUGUAAUCGGAGAGACCGUGGGUUGGAGCGCUUUCAUUUGGUUCCUAAUCUGGGUGUCGAUCUUUCGCGGCGUGGGGCUGACGGGGCGCGUGGUCUACUGGACGAUGGGUUUGCCGAUUGUCACCACCAUUAUUUUUGUCGGCCGAUCGUUGAGUCUAGAGAACGCCAGCGAAGGUGUACGCCUACUCUGGGCGACUUGGCGAAGCUCAGAGCUAGCAUCCGGGACAGUGUGGCAGACAGCUGUCGGGCAAGUCUUCUUCUCUACGGGGAUUGGGUUCGGCUAUUUUACCUCCUAUGCCUCCUACAAUGCGAAGCAUUCUAAUGCCGUAAUGGAUGCCAUCCUCAUAUGUGGCAGUAAUGUCUUAUUUGAGAACUUUGCGGCGUUCGCCGUCUUCGGUGUGGUGGGCUACCUAAGACGGUGGCCACAAGAGGGCGAACGACUGGGUGCCUUCGUGGUUGGCUUUUUGACGUUGCCUGAAGCAGUCCUUCACAUGCCCGGGUCAAACUUCUGGGCGAUUCUGCUCUUCUUUACUCUUGUGGUGCUCGGGUUUAGUUCGGCAUUUGUGAUGCUGGACGCGGUGACGACCCUAGCUGUCGAUUCAGGCCUCAAGGUUUCGCGCCCGAUAAUCGUAACGGCAUUGACUCUGAUCUCCUUCUUGCUAUGUCUUCCCUAUUGCACCGAGUUUGGUUUCUAUUUGCUAGACGGUAUCGAUCGGUGGAUCAACAAUAUCGCCUUGAUAUUCGUAGUAUGGUCCGAGCUGGUCGGCGCCACCACGGUCUACCGGUGGACCGACGUGGUUGGCCAAACAGGGCUACCAGCGUUUGUUGUGUAUAAUUUUGGCUAUUUUGGUGGACAGAUUGUCGGAAUUUCAGUGGGUCAUGGAACCGAAAAUCCGUCUGUCGGAGCGGGCGCAGGCUUUGGAUUGUAUAUUGUCUCUGUUGCUGUCGCGGUUUGUAUCGCAACGACGCCGGAGGCGGAGGCAGCCAGGUUCUGGAAUCGAAACGCAGUCCUCCGUCGGUUCUGGUUUUUGGUAUUUUAUUCGGGCAACCAACUGCGCCGCGACCUCAACCAAAUCAUCGGUGGCGGCCGAAACUGGAAGAUUCCUGUCUUCUGGCCAGUGCUCCUCCGGUACAUCAGUGCCCCCGUUCUGGCUAUCAUUUUCAGUUUUGCCUACCCAGAGUUCCACACUUUGCGGUAUGAUCCUAUGAUGAUCGCUGGUUUCAUCCUGGCUCAUCUCUGCCUGCUGGCCAUGCUGUUGGGUCUCGUCCUACCACGCUACUAUGAUUGUUUCAUUCCACCAAGCCGCUACGGCGAGAGCACGCAAGGAACUAUUCCGAACGAGCCCCGUCCGCAAGAUCUCGGGCAACCAGCCAUGACCUCCUUUCAUGGCACGGAGAUUGAAGCGGUCCCGGCAGUAUCCGCUCUCGGAGACAUACAAUCCUUAGAGUUUAAGUCACAUAGUGGUCAUGUGGGAAUGAAGUUAUGA
Messenger RNA from Aspergillus oryzae RIB40, 2034 nucleotides. Its product is annotated as sodium:neurotransmitter symporter family protein. Gene Ontology annotation, cellular component: membrane. Bases 1 to 2034 code for a protein of 677 amino acids. Lineage: Eukaryota; Fungi; Ascomycota; Eurotiomycetes; Eurotiales; Aspergillaceae. The transcript has 2 exons. Gene Ontology annotation, biological process: sodium ion transmembrane transport. The record is from RefSeq and is a predicted model, not a curated record.